Molecule: messenger RNA, 2092 nt
Organism: Cyprinodon variegatus (sheepshead minnow)
Lineage: Eukaryota; Metazoa; Chordata; Actinopteri; Cyprinodontiformes; Cyprinodontidae
Gene: ankha
Product: ANKH inorganic pyrophosphate transport regulator
Exons: 11
Coding region: 75-1427 (450 amino acids)
Biological process (GO): phosphate ion transmembrane transport
Cellular component (GO): membrane
Molecular function (GO): phosphate transmembrane transporter activity
Source: RefSeq, a predicted model, not a curated record
CUCCUCCCUUCCCGCGCUGUAACAUCCAGGCUCUCAACAGGGGCAUAGCCACCGUCAAGGAGGACACGGUGGAGAUGCUGGCCAGCUAUGGCUUGGCUUACUCCCUGAUGAAGUUCUUCACUGGUCCCAUGAGCGACUUCAAGAACGUGGGCUUGGUGUUUGUUAACAGCAGGCGCGACCGGAGGAAGGCUGUGCUCUGCAUGCUGACAGCUGGAGUCAUCGCUUUCACCCUCCACAUCUUGAUAGCUUACACAGAUUUGGGAUAUUACAUUAUCAAUAAACUCCACCAUGUGGAUGAACCUGUUGGGAAAAAGACAAGAAAGGCGUUCUUAUACCUCGCUGCAUUCCCUUUGUUGGAUGCAAUGGCAUGGAUCCAUGCAGGCAUCCUCCUUAAGCACAAAUACAGCGUCAUUGUGGGCUCUGCCUCCAUCUCUGAUGUUGUGGCUCAGAUUGUGUUCGUGUCUAUUUUCCUGCACAGUAACUUGGAAUGUGUGGAGCCGCUGCUCAUUCCGAUCCUUUCACUCUACAUGGGUGCUAUGGUCCGCUUCAGCAUCGUCGGUAUCGGCUACUACUGCAACAUUCAUGACAUCAUCCCAGAGUCCAGCGGGCUCGACGUUGGGGGUGACGCUACAAUCAAAAAGAUGCUGAGCUUCUGGUGGCCUCUGGCCCUCAUCCUGGCCACGCAGCGCAUCAGUCGACCCAUCGUCAAUCUCUUUGUGUCCCGAGACCUCAAGGGGUCCGAAGAUGCCACGAAGGCCGUGGCCGUGCUCACAGCCACAUACCCUGUAGGUCACAUGCCCUACGGCUGGUUAACCGAGCUUAGAGCAGUUUACCCUGCCUUUGACAAGAACAAUCCAAGCAACAAGAUGAACGCUGGCAGCCCGGUGAACAAGACGCACAUUAAAAAGUUUACCUUCUGCUGUUUGGCCCUGUCGCUCACGCUUUGUUUCGUGCUGUUCUGGAGCCCACAUGUGUCUGAGAAGAUCCUGGUGGACAUCAUCGGAGUGGAGUACACCUUUGCUGCGCUCUGCGUGGUGCCGCUGCGGAUCUUCUCCUUCUUCCCUUUGCCUGUGACUGUCCGGGCUCAUCUGACUGGAUGGCUUAUGACCCUGAAAAAGACCUUCGUCCUGGCGCCAAGUUCGGUUCUCCGUAUCGUUGUCCUGAUCAUCAGCCUGGUUGUGCUGCCUUAUAUGGGGGUCCAUGGGGCCACGCUUGGUGUCGGGUCCCUGUUAGCCGGUUUCAUCGGGGAGUCAGCGAUGGUUGCCAUAGCAGCCUGCUAUGUUUACAGACAGCAGAGGAAUAGCGAGAUGUCCAACGAGCUAGUGGUGGAGGCUGACGACUCCGCUCCCAUGAGCCAAGUGAGCUCCCCUAACCAGAUGGACGCCAUCGAGGAACUUCAGGAGGAAGAGGACGCGGAGCAGGAGUGAGCUCCUGCAGCACAGGAAGAGGACCUUGAACUUUGAAGACGGACAGCUCGGCUUUGAGCUGUAGACUAGAAAAGGGUCUGGUUGCAGACUUCCAUGUAUGGACCUGCACACUUUAAAAAAAAAAAACGCACACUGUAAAGAAAGCCAUGCAGCUCCAGUCCAUUGCUGUAAAUACUGUCUUUAGUUAGCCUGUCCUGUUAGCUGGGUGUGUACUCUUCCUCACAUUUUUACCGGUAAACAAGGGAAACCGACACAGGAGACCUCCUCCUCUUUAGCAGCGGGAACAACGAGCCGAAUGGUUGUGGAGUUGCCAAAAAAAACUGAGUUAAAUAUUUCAUGUAACUUUAUAAAGCAGAGACCUUGCUCGGAUUCAAACUCGGACACAAUGUGGAACUUGUUGGGUUGUGCAAUCGUAUUUUACAUACAACGGUGUACAGAUUUUUGCUUUAAUGCAUUGUGUAUAUUUCAUUGCUGCGAGGGGUCAGGAAUCCCUUAUCAAACCACUGUGUGUUAAACAAUACGGUUCUGAUGUUCCUUUUCAAGUGCAGUCUGGGAGUUGGACCCACUUUUUUUUUUUUUAUUUGCCAAGCCUUUUUCCUGCUAGUAUUCAGACUGUCGUAUGUACUGUAUAUACUGUAUAGGCAUUCUUAUUUGCAAAUAAAUGG